Messenger RNA from Macrosteles quadrilineatus (aster leafhopper), 2682 nucleotides. RefSeq names its product tetratricopeptide repeat protein 27. The coding region runs from base 149 to 2641 and encodes 830 amino acids. The record is from RefSeq and is a predicted model, not a curated record. NCBI's taxonomy places the organism in Eukaryota, Metazoa, Arthropoda, Insecta, Hemiptera, Cicadellidae. The transcript is spliced from 18 exons. Gene Ontology annotation, molecular function: protein binding.
UUCGGGUAAAUAUUCGUUUCAGCAUUUAUUUACUAGUCCGGUUUUAGUUUGUUGUGUUGUGUUGGGGAAACAUUUUAUACCUGUGUUUGCAAGUACAAUAAAUUAGGCCUAUAAUAUCAAUCUCUUAUCGAUUAUAAGCUUAAAAGUCAUGGACACUCGUGCAGGACUGGAUCAAUGUUUAGUUUUCUACCCAAACAAAUCAAGCUUGGAAGGUGUAUCCAGUGAAAUUCUGUUGAACUUACUUCAAGCUAAAUUCAGAGACAAUCUUGACCAUCCAUUAUGUACCUCUAUAUUGAAGAGUCUAACAUUUGAGAAUGGACUAGAACAGAGUUUGAAACUCAGCAUCAAAAGGCUUUUAAAAAGCAACAAUGAUUUUGCAGAAUUUUACGAUUUAUUGGGCAUUGGUAUAUCCAGCUUACAACUUUUUGUUCAAACAAAUUGGACUGGACCUCCGGACAAAAGUAAACAUGAGUCUGCUCUGCCCGAACUACGUCGAGCUGUUUCUGACGCAGCAGACUGCUCAGAGACUGAGUGGUUGGACAGACUGACUGCGGAACUGGUGACUGAUGGAGAAGCAAUCUCACCGAACAUCCAUGGUCUGGAACUGCUGAUGCUAGCUCGGGCCAUCCUCACUUCCGAUGUUUUCAAUAAUACGGUCAGCACACUCUGGUGGCGUCUGCGAUGUCUAUUCAUCCACCAGCAAGUGUUGGAGGAGAGAUCUCCCAACAUCCACAAACAGCUGACUGAGCUGCUGGAUCAGCUGAUGACGUGUGAGGCGGUGGCUGCGUCGUCUGCUCUCAGUGCUCAGCUACAGCUAGAGGCAGCCAGUGUCUGGUUACACUACGGACAUGUAGGGAAGGCCGGAGAGGCUGUUAGGGCUGCUAGCAAACAGCUCGGCAUUGAACUCAGUCUAGUUGGUGCUCUCGGUAAAAGAACAAAAUUCCAAGAAAAGGAAGUGGCCCAGUUAACAUUGAGUGUGAAUAUAGACAGGGAUUCUGAGAAUUCAAUGGAUGCCAGUGUAGCAGCUUUAGGAGGUGAAGACGGCAAUAAUCUUCCUAAGGACGUCAAGCUGGAAGAUGACGUGAGGUUGAGUCAGAUCAAGUUUUCCGAUGACUCCGUAGAACAUUACCCACUGCUGACUCCGGCUGAACAAGCCCUCGUAUUGGCGUCAUGUAUGCACAAACAGAAGAGUCAGCCAAAAGACAAACUUCACUCUGAAGAGCUUUCACCGUACCUCACUUGCCUGACCAGUCAGCCUAGAGUAUGGGCUCUGCAGACAUCUGCGCUACUGCUAAGAUCCAAACUAGACUCUGAACACAGACGGACUGUAGAGCGAGCCCUCAUGCAGUUCCAGGUAUUGUCGGACAGUGUUAGCAGUGAGUGCCCACCUGCAAGUGACCGCCUAGGUUGGAUAUAUGCCUGCCACCUACCUCCCGCCUGGCGUAUACACGCCUUGCUGGCACACUGCUACAUAUCGCUGGGAAUGGUACAGACUGCUCUAGGCAUCUUCUUGUCUCUCGGCCACUGGGAAGAGAUUGUAGCUUGCUAUAACUUCCUUAAACUGCGCCACAAGGCAGCAGAGGUAAUCAAACAGCAGUUGGAGAAACGGCGCACAGUGAAGCUGCUUUGUUUGCUAGGUGAUGCGACGGACGACGAGGAGUGCUACAGAGAGGCGUGGGAGUUGUCGGAACAUAAAAGUGGUCGGGCACAACGGCACUGGGCUCUCUACUACUACAACCGCAGACAGUAUGCUGAGAGCAUCCCUCACUUAGAAAAGUCUCUCAACAUCAACAGUCUACAGGAAGGGCUUUGGUUCAGACUUGGCUAUGCAGCACUAGACCAGGAGAACUGGCCGUUGUGUGCCACAGCGUACCGUCGCUACUGCACACUCGAGCCUGAUAGUUUUGAGGCGUGGAACAACUUAGCGAAAGCAUACGUCAAAACUGGUCAGAAGGCGCGAGCGUUCCGAGCACUACAGGAGGCAGUGAAAUGUAACUACGAGAACUGGAGAGUCUGGGACAACCUCAUGGCCGUCAGCACCGACUGUGGCCAGUUUGAGGAGGUUAUCCACUGUUAUCACCGUAUCUUGGAUCUCAAUGAGAAACAUGUGGACGAAGAUGUACUGAAGAUUCUGACAAACGUGUUGGUAGAACAACAAACGGGAGACAACGAGUCUGCAAGUAAACUCAGGAAACAGGCUCUUACGCUUUACGGCCGUCUUACCGCUCAAGUUAUGAACAACUCUACAAUUUGGCAACUUUAUGCUCAGUUGGUUGCUUGUGGUGAAUCCACGACAGAAUCAAGAGUAAAGGUUGCUCAGUGUCUACAGAAGGCAUACAGAGCUGCAACCCAGGGCUCUUGGGAAAGAGACGUAACAUCAUGUCAGAAGGUCAUCGCACUGUGUGUGGAUCUUGCCAAAGCUUACAUGCAGUGCAGUAACCAGUGCAACUCAUCUAAUGAGAAAGUUCAGAUGCUUUCUUCUGCCAAACUGCCUUUAAAAAGCGUUCUCUCAAAGAUUGAGAAGGAACAAACAGACUUGGUUACAGGAGAACUGCCGGAGGAUUUGGCCACAAGACACAAGGAGUUACUCCGUUUUUACGAGCAGAUUGUCGAUGAGAUACAAAGGCUACAGACUAAAUAGUGUAAAAGCAGCUUUUGUAAAUAAAUGUUAUAUUUUACAAA